This is a messenger RNA of Cercopithifilaria johnstoni, 990 nucleotides long. Lineage: Eukaryota; Metazoa; Nematoda; Chromadorea; Rhabditida; Onchocercidae. The record is from the annotation of a GenBank genome assembly.
AUGAGCGAAAUAAAUUCAUAUCCAAGUAGCGGAUCAGAAAUAGAAGAGAUUAAAAUAGCAGUAGUAACAAUAUUGAAAGAUCUCAGUAAUAUUAACGAAUAUCAAUUAGCAAUGAGAACAUUCGAGUGUUACUGUAUUUAUCAACGAUAUGAAUGGAUAGUAAUCGAUGUAUCACAGAAUGAUACGUUGAAAUUACUUUGCCCGCAAAAAGAGUUUUUCUUUCAACGACAUUGUGUAGUAGCACAAUGUUUGCAAGAAAAUAAUUUCGAUUAUGUAUUAUUUAUCGAUUCUGAUAUGGGUGUUAUUAAUCCAAAAAGACGAAUUGAAGAAUAUAUUAUGAAUGGGAAGGAUAUUAUCUUUUACAAUCGUAUUUGGAAUUUUGAAGUAAUGGCUGGAAGUUAUUUAGUUAAGAAUACGAAAUUUGUCAUUAAUUUCUUACGAAUAUGGGCAAACUAUAAUUAUCGUUUACCGAAUUCAUUUCAUGGAUCUGAUAAUGCUGCUGUUCAUGCUUGCGUUCGAGCACAACUUGAAACUAACGAAAAAUGGAAAAAUAAAAUAAGUGUGCUACCGAAAGGUCAAUCUUGGGCACGUGAUGGUUGGCUCACAAAUUCGAAAUGGUCCGAACAAGAUUUUAUCUUUCAUGGAUGGCAAAAACGGCGCUUGAAUAGACGAAUAUUCGCAUCAUGGAAAUUACCAUUUUUAUCGACAAAAUUUAAUAUGUCAUUAUGUGGUACCAGUAAUUACAUAGCGAACUGGAAAUACAAUCAAAGCUUUCUGAAAGAUGCAAAUGAAAUUCGUAUUCAAUUGAAUACGAUAAUUGUUUUAAAAAGUAUUGAAUAUUAUAAGGAGAAACGGAAAGCGGAAAAAAUAUUGGCUAAUUUGAUGAAAAAUGAGUCACUAUGGCAUAAUUCAUUAAUUAAUUCAUCGUUGUUGAUAAUGCCAAUAAAUAGAACAAAUCAAAAGUUAAAUUCGAAUUUUAGUAAAAUUUAA